CGGAGCGCGGCAGAGAUGCGGGGGCCGUGGUGCGCGCUGCUGUGCUGCUGCUGGCUGUGGCUGCCGGCCGCGGCGGCGGGCGGGGGCGGCGGGGGCCGCGUGCUGGCCGGCGAGCCGGUCGACAUCUCCGAGUUCCCGUGGCAGGUGUCUGUGGAGUACGUGGGCGCGCACCGCUGCGGCGGCUCCGUCGUCAGCGCCGCCUGGGUCAUGACGAACGCGUGGUGCGUCGUGGGCGGCGAUCCGAUGUACUACCUGCUGCGCGUCGGCACGUCGACGCGCGGCAGCGGCGGAGACACCUACAACGCCAGCCGGCUGCUCUGGCACGAGGACUUCGACAACGCCAUCUCCGACAAAGACAUCGGCUUCUUCGAGGUCUCGGAUGCCAUCUGGUUCGACGACAACGUUCAGCCCGUGGCGCUGGCGGAAGAGGAGCCGUCGGCGGGCAGCCAGGUGACGGUGUCGGGCUGGGGCAGCGUGGACGCGGGCCAGGGCUACCCGGUGCAGCUGCACGCCGUCAACACGACCGUGCUGGACCGCGACGCGUGCAACGCCACGUUCGAGGGCCAGCUCAUCACCGAGGACAAGAUCUGCACGGCCGGGCCCGGCGGCGGGCUCGACUACUGCAACGGCGACUACGGCGGGCCGCUGGUCGCCAACGGCACGCAGUACGGCGUCGUCUCCUGGGGCUACGGCUGCUACUACCCGCAGUACCCGGGCGUCUACACCAACGUCGCCUCGCUGCGCUCCUGGAUCAACGACACCAUCGGCGUCUAGCCCGUUCUCCUCUUCUCGCCUUUCCGCGUUCACAAAUUUACCUCGCGUUUCCAGACGCGUGCACGUACGCGGAUGUCGGCGAGUACACUCUACGACAUAUUCGUUCAACUGUAUCUAAAUGUUUUACUGUACUUUUUUAAUGAAAUUCUUCCGCCGGUCAA
Messenger RNA from Schistocerca nitens (vagrant locust), 935 nucleotides. Its product is annotated as trypsin-7-like. The record is from RefSeq and is a predicted model, not a curated record. NCBI's taxonomy places the organism in Eukaryota, Metazoa, Arthropoda, Insecta, Orthoptera, Acrididae. Gene Ontology annotation, biological process: proteolysis. Gene Ontology annotation, molecular function: serine-type endopeptidase activity. The coding region runs from base 16 to 774 and encodes 252 amino acids. The transcript is spliced from 2 exons.